Brassica napus (rape) is the source of this 882-nucleotide messenger RNA. RefSeq lists its product as uncharacterized. The record is from RefSeq and is a predicted model, not a curated record. Bases 1 to 882 code for a protein of 293 amino acids. NCBI's taxonomy places the organism in Eukaryota, Viridiplantae, Streptophyta, Magnoliopsida, Brassicales, Brassicaceae. The transcript has a single exon.
AUGUGGCGAAAAAUUUUGAAAGUUCGAGGGCUGGCUCGGGAGUUCUGUAAAGUUGAAGUUUAUAAUGGGAAAGGGACAUCUUUCUGGUAUGACCAGUGGUCUCCUUUAGGCUGCUUGAUGGAUAUGUUGGGAGCAAGGGGUCAGAUCGAUACGGGAAUACGGCAACAUGACACGGUGCAUACUGCGAGGACAAAACGUAGAAGAAGAGUCCACCGCUCAGCGGGUCUGAUUCAAAUUGAGAACCAGCUCCAGUGUUUAUCUCAUUCUGAAGAGGAGGAUGUUGUCCUUUGGAAAGGGAAACAAGAUAUUUACAAAGAUCAGUUUCUUACUUCAGAAACUUGGAAUCACAUCAGAACUAAAAAAGAAAAGGUCUCUUGGCACAGAGGAAUCUGGUUCACUCAUGCUACACCAAAGCACAGGUUUUGUACUUGGCUAGCUAUUCGCAAUCGGCUCACUACGGGAGAUAGGAUGGUCGCCUGGAACGCUGGGAUUGAUGGGACCUGUGUUCUAUGUAUGCAGCAGCUGGAAACGAGAAACCAUCUAUUUUUUGGCUGCGAUUACUCCUCAUCACUAUGGUACAAGCUGAUGAAUGUUUUUAUGGGAAAUGGUUACUCAGAAGAGUGGAUGGAUGUCGUACGCUUCAUACAGAAACCAAACCUGGAUCGAACCAGAAGCUUCCUUGUUCGUUACGUUUUUCAAGCUACAAUCUACAUGAUUUGGCGUGAAAGAAACUGCCGCAGGCAUGGUGAGAGGCCGCGAUCUCCUGCAGUUCUCUUUGCCAUGAUUGACAGACUGGUCAAGAACAGAAUUAUGUCCAUUCGAGCACAAGACAGGAGACUUGAUUGUGCUUUCCAACUUUGGAUUGGAGCUAUACAAGCUUGA